Messenger RNA from Exophiala aquamarina CBS 119918, 387 nucleotides. RefSeq lists its product as uncharacterized. NCBI's taxonomy places the organism in Eukaryota, Fungi, Ascomycota, Eurotiomycetes, Chaetothyriales, Herpotrichiellaceae. The coding region runs from base 7 to 387 and encodes 126 amino acids. The record is from RefSeq and is a predicted model, not a curated record. The transcript has a single exon.
GAAACAAUGAAUAAAGAAGCAACUCCUUCAUCCGCUGCUCCUGGAGCUGGUGUCGCCGGUGGGCAUCGGCGGUCCAGCAGCGGCAUCUCAGAUGACGCAGUCGCAUCAGCACACGAGUUCAUGUCCGGCACAAUACGCCGGUCCUCUACGGGAGUCACGGACGACGCGGCCAGACUGGCUCGCGACUUCGCGCGAACAUCAAAGGGCACAGGCCCCGGUUUAUCCGACGACCUAGCAGAUAAGGCUCAUAAGUUCAUGGACGGGCCCGCCACCCACCGUGAAUCUCACAGCAAGUACCUCCCUGAUGUCACGCUGCCCGGCGUCACCGACGAGAUUGCCGAGGAGGCGCUUGAAUUUGUCGACGGGGUCGAGAAUGGGGGGAAAUAA